Messenger RNA from Meriones unguiculatus (Mongolian gerbil), 7254 nucleotides. RefSeq names its product ectonucleoside triphosphate diphosphohydrolase 7 (gene Entpd7). The transcript has 13 exons. Gene Ontology annotation, molecular function: nucleoside diphosphate phosphatase activity. NCBI's taxonomy places the organism in Eukaryota, Metazoa, Chordata, Mammalia, Rodentia, Muridae. The coding region runs from base 269 to 2083 and encodes 604 amino acids. Gene Ontology annotation, biological process: nucleoside diphosphate catabolic process. Gene Ontology annotation, cellular component: membrane. The record is from RefSeq and is a predicted model, not a curated record.
GCUGCGCGCAGGGCCGGCCUCCGCGGGUCCCCGCGGUCAUUGGCUCGGCGCGGUUUCCUUGGGGACGUGGCGCCGCCGGCGGCCAGGCCUCCUUCCGGCUGUGCUGGGAGACACGGGGAACCGCUGAGGGCCAGGCCGGACCGUGCAGAGGGACGAGCGGGCCUCGGGAUCCCGCUGCAGCCCUAAGAGAUGCCGGGGACUAGGAGGCCACCCUCUCAGGGCAAAAGGAAAAGGAGGUGACAGACGUCUAGACCGCUGAAGGGAACUCAUGGCUAGGAUCAGUUUUUCCUACCUCUGCCCAGCCUCCUGGUACUUCACCGUGCCCACAGUGAGCCCGUUUCUCCGUCAGCGGGUAGCAUUCCUGGCACUCUUUUUUAUACCCUGUCUCCUUUUGCUUCUACUAAUCAUGGAUUUACGACGUUGGGGCACUUCGUUACCACGAGAUAGGCAGUACGAGAGGUAUCUGGCUCGGGUAGGAGACCUGGAAGCCACCAACACGGAGGACCCAAACCUGAAUUACGGACUCGUGGUGGACUGUGGGAGCAGUGGCUCCCGGAUUUUUGUUUACUUCUGGCCAAGGCAUAAUGGGAACCCCCAUGACUUGCUGGACAUCAAACAGAUGAGAGACCGAAACAGCCAGCCCGUGGUUAAAAAAAUCAAGCCAGGAAUUUCCGCAAUGGCAGACACUCCGGAACAUGCCAGCGAUUACCUGCGCCCUCUGCUGAGCUUCGCCGCUGCUCAUGUCCCCGUGAAGAAGCACAAGGAGACCCCCCUUUAUAUCCUCUGCACAGCGGGCAUGAGGUUGCUCCCCGAGAGGCAGCAGUUGGCUAUCUUGGCCGAUUUGGUGAAGGAUUUGCCGUUGGAGUUUGACUUCCUCUUUUCCCAGUCUCAGGCUGAAGUGAUCUCUGGGAAGCAGGAAGGAGUUUAUGCGUGGAUUGGAAUCAACUUUGUUCUGGGAAGAUUUGACCAUGAAGAUGAGUCAGACGCUGACACUUCCCUGGACUCAGCAGCAGGACGCAGGAGGACGGUGGGGAUCCUGGACAUGGGAGGAGCCUCUCUACAAAUCGCCUAUGAAGUUCCUACCUCGACUUCUGUCCUUCCUCCCAAACAGGAAGAAGCUGCCAAGAUCCUGCUGGCUGAGUUCAACCUGGGCUGUGACGUGCAGCACACGGAGCAUGUGUAUAGGGUUUACGUCACCACCUUUCUGGGCUUUGGAGGCAAUUUUGCCCGGCAGCGCUAUGAAGAGCUUGUGCUGAAUGAAACACUUACCAAAAACAGAUUGCUGGGCCAGAAGACAGGCCUGAGUGCUGACAAUCCAUUCCUGGACCCGUGCCUGCCUGUGGGACUCACGGAUGUUUUGGAGAGGAACAGCCAGGCCCUGCAUGUCCGGGGGAAGGGAGACUGGGCCACCUGUAGGGCCAUGCUGAGCCCCCUGCUGGCCCGCUCCAACACCAGCCAGGCCUCACUGAAUGGCAUUUACCAGUCGCCAAUCGACUUCAACAACAGCGAGUUCUACGGCUUCUCGGAGUUUUUUUACUGCACAGAGGAUGUGCUGCGCAUUGGUGGCCGCUACCACGGGCCAACGUUUGCCAAGGCUGCUCAGGAUUACUGUGGCAUGGCUUGGUCGGUGCUAGCGCAGAGAUUCAAGAACGGCCUCUUUUCUUCACAUGCAGAUGAGCAUCGGCUCAAGUAUCAGUGUUUUAAGUCAGCUUGGAUGUACCAAGUCCUGCACGAGGGGUUCCACUUCCCCUACAACUACCCGAACCUGCAGACGGCACAGCUGGUGUACGACCGGGAGGUGCAGUGGACACUGGGAGCCAUUCUGUAUAAAACCCGAUUCCUGCCACUCAGGGACCUUCGGCAGGGAGGUGUCCGGCAGGCCCACGGCAGCUGGUUCCGGCUCUCCUUUGUCUACAACCACUAUCUCUUCUUCGCUUGUACCAUGGUGGUGCUGCUGGCCAUCGUCCUGUACCUUCUGCGAAUCCACAGAAUUCACCGCCGGCAAACUCGUGCCUCAGCUCCGCUGGACCUGCUGUGGAUCGAACGAGCGGUGCCGAUGAUUGGGGUGCAGGUGGGGCCGUGAGGCCCUAAGGCCGGACCGGGUUGGAGAAACAACAGUUCUUAGGCGUGCUGCUGCUUCCUGAACUCUGCUCUCCUGAACUGGCCUCAAAUGCCGCUUUGGCCUGGGAAUUUCUACUUUUUCACCUUAAUUUCUUUUUUGUGGUGCCCAGGACGGGACCUCUUCUCAGAAGCCGUAAUUGAAUCUGCAAGGAUCUAAAUGGCGAGAGGCCGGUGCUCUCACAGGGGACUUAGCUCAAAUGAAGCAUGCUUCUCCUUUAUCUCAGAAAUCUGGUAUGUUUCUGGGAUGUAGCGUUUUUUUCCUCCCCUUGCGGAAGCAAGUUUUCAGUUGGGCAAAACCAGCUUGUAUUGACUGAUACAAAGCCAGAGCCAUUCCAGCAAGGGCGUUGUCCCUGCUUUCUCUGUAACAGAGAGAUUCUUCUGUGGAGAUCCACAGCCUUGAAUAGGGACCCAAGAUCUUGGAGGUUCAGUGGACCAGGAUUUCAAGGCAACCAAAAUGAUAGAAUUUCCUUGCUUAAUUGACAAGCCAUUGUGGGUGGGGUCGAAAAUCCCGGGCAGUGGUGCUGACUGAGAGGUUAUGUAGAUCUGAGCGGCUAGAGCCCCUUCUAAAUGAAUGCCUUCUUGAAGAUCUGACAGUAUUUUAUCUGGUACUUGGUUGGACCAGUAUAGAAAACAUUGCCAUCUCUGUGCCACAGACUGCUUGGGCAUCAGUGCUGCCUCUCGAGCCGUAAGUGUGCUCACAGAAUGGAGAGACUGUGAGGGGAACCGGGGGCCUGGGUUUGCCCGUCUGCAGUUUACUGUCUCACAGGCAUAGUAAUGUGCAGAAGACUCAAAGCCACUCCCCUCGUUUCACUGCUGAGCUCUUACAUGUAUUUCGGGAAGGGAUGGAUCUGUUUUGUUUUUUAAAAAUAGCAUCAGGAAAGUGGGCAAAGGCAAUACAAUCAAAGUUCUUUUUUUUUUUUUUUUUGGACACAGGAUCUAUGUAUCCCUGGCUGUCCUGGAACCUGCUAUGUAUGUAUGUAUGGUAUCCAUGUAGACCAGGCCUGCCUCUGCCUCAGAAGUGUUAGGAUUAAAGGCCUGAGCCACCACGCCUGGCUUGAAGUCAAAAGUUAUUACUUAUUUUUGGAAUGCUUUACAGAUAGUAAAUUCUAAACUAGAUAAAUCUGCCGUGGAGCAACCUGGCCACUUUCUGGAUGUCUGAAGGAAUAGCUCUUCCACUGUGGGAAGAGGAAAGCCAUAUGCACCACGUUCUCACCCGCUGCCUCUCAGAAAGCGGCUUCUCUGCAGCCAGCCUUUGAGCUGCACACUGUCAGUGUUCAGUAACUCCUGCCUGCCCCAAGAACUCUUUACUUUCUGAAGCAAACUGUGAGGGGCCUGCCUGGGACUGCUCUCAGGGUUGAAGUAGCAGCUUGAUUUCUUCUUUUGGGAGAGUAAGGCAGGUCUCAUGAGCCCAGUUUUCCAGGUAGCCAAGGCUAGCCUCGAACUCCUGACCUUCCUGCCUCCAUCUCUUCAAAAGGCUGAGUUUGAAAGAAUGUACCACCAGGCCUGGCUCAUUUUUCUUCUAAUUUUGCCAAAGCCUUUUAUUUCUAGGGUUAGAAUAGAGAAGAAAAAAACAAAUCUAAAGGAUAAAAGUGGAUUUUCUGGAAAAUAAAUUCCAUACUGGGAACAGAAAAAAAUAAAAUGCUUUAUGAAUAGAGAAAAAAAUUAAGAUGGCCCUUGGGAUAAGCCAAGGUGAAGAUACUGUACUGACUGUUAGGCAAGUUCUGAAUGAUUUUCUUUCUUUUUUUUUUUGAAGCAAGGUCUCACUGUAUAACCCAGGCUGGCCUGGUACUCAGUGAUCCUCCUGCCUCAGCCUUCUGAGUGCUGUGCCUGUAGGCACAUGUGCGCAUUAGAGAAGUGUACAUCCAGCAAUGAUUCUUCUACGUUGACAUCUUUACUUUUCACUAGACUGUGUCAUGGACAGUUCUUCUCAACGUUAAGACUUCCCAGCUGUCCCCCUUCUCUUCCAUUCUAAUGUUUAUAUCCUGUGAGUGAGGCUUUGUGUGUGUGUGUGUGUUUUAAUUCUACUUUAAGAUGACAAAAAUGUUCUUGCUAGCCAUUUGCCUCCUCAGGGAACUUUUCAUUUCAUCAUGGUUUCUAUAUGCCAGUCUUGGUGUUGUUGAGAACAGAAGUUCCUCAGUGGGUAACAGUGUGCGAAUUUGUGUGCUCAGAUGAACCUGGAGGAGGGAGGGGGGUUAACUAGCCCAGAUUGGAAGCUGUCGUUACAGACCUUGCUCUUUGCCCUGAUGGUACUAGUAGCUACCAUUUGUCGAGCACUUACCUUGUACCACUCUUAAGAACUUUGUAUGUGUUCUUUGUGUAUUAUUGCAUCAUUAUGGCAGCCUUGCAGAUUGAUAGCCCUACAGUCUUCUUACAGUUGAAAAACAAAGCUCAGGAUGCUUAUCUUUAUCAUUUCUCAAUAUAAAUAUAUUUCUUAAUUUAUUUUAAUUAGUCUUCAAGUUUUUGUUUGGUGCAUUAUAUCCUGUGUACCGUUUUGAUAUUACGGGGUCCAGAUUUACCUUUAUUAUCAUAAGACAUCCCAGCAUUCCACAGGUUAAGAACAGAAAGGGACACUGUUGUGGUUGAGGACCGAGCAUUUCUGUCUUGACUGAUCCCUGGACACUUCCUCACUCCCAUUGGGUAGGCUUCAGAUGGAAUUUCAUUAACCAAGUCUUCAGUGCAUCUUUUUUAUUAUCUUUUUUUCUCUCUCUCACAGUUACGCAAUUGGCUUACCUUUGCACAAUUUUUUCUUAACCAUAACAUUCUAAUAAUAAAAAUCUGAAUGAAGGUUCAGAUGCCCAAUAGAGAUAUCUACCUCAUUAUAGAAGUUGGUCGUGAUUCUUGGGAAGUUUCUAGACUGGGAUGUGUAUGCGACUUCAUUUUAGCUUGGCCAGGAAUUACGUAGGAGGAGCAGUGGCUUCGAGUAGCAGUAGUCUUUUAAUUUGGUCUCUUAGUUGAUGCUUAGCCUCAGUCUUGCUGCCAUGCUCAUGAAGAUUUUGUUGGUAUCAUAAAAAUUAGUAUGUUCUAAAAUGAGGAAUCAAAACCAAGUUUUGGCACCUUGGACUAACAAUACAGAAUAACAAGUAUUUUUGUGAACAAUGAUUGCAUCUGACAUCAAAUUCUUUUAGGUGAUGUUCUGUAUUGAGCAUGGCUCUGUCUUUGGCCUCCAUUACUUCCUUAACUUGCCUCUGAUCUAACUGGAAAAGUGACUGCACCCGGCUUGGGUUCCUGUGGACCCGGGGUUUGUUUCUGUGGGCAGCUUGUUGGGGCUCUUUGGCCGGCUUUGUCUUGUUUUUCCCCAGUAGGCUGUCACUGAAAUGAAUGUUUCACAUAUUCCCGCUGCCCUAGUAGUUCAUUAUUUUUGUUUGUUGAUACUACUGUAGAGGGACAGGAGCCAGCAGACCAUUUUGCUUUUUGAAAAUCUGAGCCCCCUUUUAUAUUGAAAAAUGGAAUUAAUGCUCACACUACAAGGGCUUCCAUGUUUUUUCAAAUGUGAGCAGAUCAUUGCUUCUAUUUUUUCUUGUAAGAACCAGAAUUGAAAAUGUUCUGAUGUUUAGUCAUGCGUGUGUGACUUUGAAACAAACUUGAAGAUGUGUCUACUCCCAAGGCACUUCCUAAAGCAAGACAACUGAUAGAUAUGCCACCCCCAAGUGCCUGCUAGGCCGCACACUCUAUUGUGUUACUGUCCAUUUACUGUCAGGAAGUACCCGAGAUCUUUUAUAUAAAGAGAAAGGGUUGUUUGAGUCACAGCUUUACAGGUUCAACUCAAUCGUCAGGUGUCCCUUUUGCUUUGAGCCUGUGAUGACGUGUGCAUUGCAGCAGGCAUGUAUAGCUCAGCUCAUGACCCGGAUACAAGAGGAUGAAUUUAGGAGUCUCACAUAUCCUCCGGUGACCUAAAGACCUAUGAAGCUAUGCAAGGGUCCCACCAUCCCAUUGUCAGCAUGGGGACCAAGCCUUUAACACACAAGCUCUUGGAGAACAUUCCACAUCUAAACUACAGAACAACUUGAGGGCAGUCCUGGACAGUUCCUAAGCAGCCCACCCACGGAGCCAUUCCCUGAGUUUGGCUUCACUGGUCAUGAAACUUACUAGCUUCUCAAGUCCGUCUCUGCCAGCAGGAUCCUAAGUACCGUGACUGCUGGUACACCUGGUUCAAGUUCUCCUUCCACACUUUCUAUUUAGUUGAAGCUCUGAAGUAUGCCACGUCUCCUCCAUGAUUUCUGCCACCAGUGUGGUCUCUGCAUCCUCUGUGAUUUCUGCCACCAGUGUGGUCUCUGUGUCCUCCGUGAUUUCUGCCACCAGUGUGGUCUCUGCCGUGCCUUCAGCAUCUGUCCACUGUGAUCCACAGCCAAGUGUUCACACGUUAAGGACAAAGGCUGCUGACCACCCCACUGUAGGUGGCUGAGACACAGGCUGCUGGGCUGCCCUGCUUCGGGUAGCUACAAGGCUGCACUUCGCUUCACAUUAAGUAAGAAUGUUGUCAGCCACGUGGCAGAAAAGAGAAUUUUAUGGAAUUCUUAAAUUUCAUGGAAUAAUUAAAAUUCUGAUAAACAUGAAGUUCUAGUAAAUGUGCAAUGUGCUGGGGUGACGAUGCAGUUGCCCGGAUGUGGAGGCAUAGCUCUGCAUUGCAUACGCCUAUAUAUAACCCAGGACCAGAAAGAGGGCCGCAGGUAAACUGGCAUUCUGAAAUCAUGCUUGUCCCCGUUGGUCUUUGGUGGGAAGUAGUAGCCCUGCCACAGCAGACGUGUAUCUCAGUGGAGGUUAAAGACACACGUGGGCCAGCACCACAGCUCUGCAGCUUGAAGCACUUGCCACACAUCUGACAAUCAGAGGUUCACCCCAGAACCCACACAGAGAUGGAGGGAGAGAGCCGACUCACAGGACUUGUUGCCUGGUCUCUGCAAGCAUGUACAGUACAUACCCCGUCAUAUACAUGCACACACAGUAUGUAAAUUCUUAAAAAGGUUAAAUGAUGUCAUAAGAGUUAUGGCCUAAUCAAUCACCUGAGGCUGGCAAAAGGAAAAAAAUUAAAUCCUGGGUUAGCUGAUUGAAAAUACAUGUUUAAUUACCUUUAUAUUUAAAAGCAAUUGACAACUGUUGACAGACUGUUGAAAACAUUAAAAGGCAUUUAUUUAA